Polistes dominula (European paper wasp) is the source of this 2178-nucleotide messenger RNA. RefSeq lists its product as uncharacterized. Lineage: Eukaryota; Metazoa; Arthropoda; Insecta; Hymenoptera; Vespidae. The record is from RefSeq and is a predicted model, not a curated record.
CAUUGAGUGAUAGAGAAAGAUAGAAAGAGAAAGAAAAAAAGAAGAAGAAAAAGAAGAAAAUAAAAAAGGGGGAGCCUGAGAGUGUGUUUCCGUUUGGUGUGUGUGUGUAUGUGUGUGUGUGUGGGUGUGUGUAUGUGUGCUUGAGAGGGAGAGAAAGAGAGAAAGAGGGACGCAUCACUUCUGAAUAUGUCCGCGAAGCGAAAGGCCACUGCCAUCAUGCAGCACCACAAGGAAAACAUUUCGACUCCAGAGCCGGCUGAUAUAUCCGAGGACGAUCACUAUUCAAGCGGGCUCAUGAAAGACGCGGAUAAGCUGAAGUUGAUGCUGCUUGCGUGGAAUUAUAAUCUUCAACAGCAGGCACAAGCUCAGGCACAGGCACAGGCACAGGCACAGGCAGCUAACGCUGCCCUAUCGCCUAAUAACUCUUCGACAACCACGGCCACCACAGUUGGCACACCUGUCACCAGCCAAUCGACCAUUUCCACGGCAAACAACACCAUUAACAACUCCACUCUUACAGACGUACGAAAUGGUUCGACAGACAUGGUGGAUAUGCCAACAGGUACGGUGCCAAGUUUGGGCACCGUUGCCGGUGUUGGUAGCGAAGAUAUGGCUUCUUUAUGGGCAUCAUAUGCUAUGGGAUUGAAGAAGACACCACCACCAGCUUCCUCGGCUACGCCUUCGCGUUCCGAUCGCGAUCGAGAAUCCAGUCCGGCUGGUGAAGGUACGGGGAGUGCCCAUGAUGAAACUAGUAGCAGUGGGAACAAGGAGGACGAGGAUGACGACGAUGAGGACGUUGAUGAGAGGUUGGAUCCAAGACAUCACGAUCCUGAACGUCUCAAAGCGUUCAAUAUGUUCGUGAGAUUAUUCGUCGAUGAGAAUUUAGAUCGUAUGGUGCCGAUAUCCAAACAACCUAAGGAAAAGAUACAAGCAAUUAUUGACAGUUGCACCAGACAAUUUCCCGAAUUUGCCGAAAGGGCGAGGAAAAGGAUCAGGACGUAUUUAAAAAGUUGUAGGAGAAAUAAACGUGGCAGGGAAGGUGCACCCUGGGACGCGGCUAGACCAACACCUGCACACUUGACCUCGGUACAGGCUGAACAAAUUUUAGCUACAGCUUGUGAAAACGAAAGUGACAACGCUAAACGUAUGAGGGUCGGUCUUGAACCAGUAUCACAACCUAUGCCAACACUUCCUGCUGCAACAUCAAGCAACGAUAGUCAGUUCGUCAGCAGUUAAUGGAGUUGCAAGUGGUGGUGCACCAACAGCCAUGUACAGACCAAACUUUAGUCAGGCCUUCCAACGUGCAGGUCCAACAACGGUACCACCAACUCUGUCAGCUGGACUUUAUCCUACACAAAGUUUCACCUCAGGAUUACUGAGCAACGGUACACAAAGGCCAACAGACCUAAGCAUGAAGAACACAAAACCCUUGCUUAGUCACAAAUUAAAUGCAACAGAGAUGACAGCAGUUAGGCAGCUUAUAACCGGAUAUCGGGAAUCUGCAGCCUUUUUAUUGAGGUCCGCUGACGAAUUGGAACAAUUGUUGCUUCAACAACCAUAGAGUUACGUUUACGUCGGCAACGUUUAAAUAAAACUCAAUAUAAAAAGAGUUUUUUUUAAUUCCGUCGUCGUCGUCGUCCUCGUCGUCGUCCUCGUCGUCGUCGUCGUCGUCGUCAUCCUCGUCGUCGUCGUCGUCGUCGUCGUCGUUGUCCUUCGUCUUCAUCGUUCAUCCAAAAACAACAAAACAAGAAAAUAAACAAUUGAACGAACUCAAUCGAAAAUGAACAAUUUUUGUUUUCAAACAAACAAAUCUUUUUCGACAUUUUCGACAAAAUAAAAAAAAAACAAUUUUCCUGAGGACUAUGGUUGGGGGUGAGAUUGAAGAAAAGGUGUUUUUAAUAUGGUGUUUACGUGAUGGUGUUGUAUGGUGAUGGUGAUGAUCAUCGUUGACGAAUAGCAAAUAUGAAAAUGUACUCACCCCCCGCUUCUCCCCUCACUCCCUCCCCACCAACCCCCUCUUACGUGUCGUCUGCCUUCCAUUUUCUCCUUCUUUUCUCUCUCUCUCUCUCUUACUCUGAUUCUUAUUCUCUCGUCUCUUUUCAUCUAAUCUUUCCUCUUCUUUAGUUUUUCCAUGAGGAAAAAUACAACAAACAAACAAACAAACAAACAAAAAUACAA